Molecule: messenger RNA, 1677 nt
Organism: Vicia faba (fava bean)
Lineage: Eukaryota; Viridiplantae; Streptophyta; Magnoliopsida; Fabales; Fabaceae
Source: the annotation of a GenBank genome assembly
AUGCAGAGAAGAAGCAACCAUCAACCUCACAAGGUUUUAAAUAACGGUCACCAAAAGGAUUUCGCAAUUUCGAUCCGUGUUGAACCUUGUGAUAUAUGUGGUGAUGUUGGUUUUGCUGAAUUAUGUGUCGCUUGCACUAAAUGCAGAGUAUUCCGGGAACAUAUUUACUGCAUGCGAAAAAAUCUUAUUGAAAUUCCAGAUUACUGGUAUUGUGAAACAUGCCUAUCCAAAAACGCUACAACUUCACCAUGUGAAGUGAAACAGGAUGUCGGCUUGCAGGGUACAACUUCACCAUGUGAAGUGAAACAGGACAUUGGCUUGCAGGUUUCCACACGGAAGCAAACUUUUAGAACAGGACCAACAGGGAAAGUGAAGUACCUUCACGAGGAUGAAGUCAUCAAACUUUCUAGCUGUAAUAUUUCUACGAAAUCCACUCCAGCUAGCUCUACUUUACCGAUGACCAAGAAGGCUAGGUCUAGUUUGCCGUCUACCAGAAGGGCACACGUAGCAUUCAAAAGUGUUAUUCCGAAGAGUCCCUCCCUAACUGUGAAACCAAAUCCUAGCAUAGCACCUAUGGCACAUGGAAAGUUUCCAAGAAAUGGAGUUCAGAAAAAUCUAAUGAAUGAUCAACAUGCUUCAUCAUCGAAAGGACCAACAAAGGAAAAUAGAUUUGUAUCUGAGCAGAGAGUGAGUACACCAAUACCUGAUAGAAGAGUUCAACCUCUUAAAGUUCACACUCUUGAUCCUCAGAUAGAAAAGCCUACAAAAAGGGAACCCUGUAAAGAUUUAUCUGCUACUAAAUCUUCACCUGUUGCUGUUUCAGAUGCUGUUGCCGAGUGUAACGUAUUUAAUAGGGAAGAAAGCAAGAUUCAGAGUAUUCCUGAAAACAUCAAUCAUGAUCGUAAAUAUUUUCCCUCUUCAAUUCGUGCUUGGAGUGGCCAAUUCCAAAUUCUUCAAGCAUCUGCAUCUGUUGAAUUUUAUGAUGGGUUUGAGGCCAAACCUCCAUGCGUUGUUAAUAGGAAGGCAUACAAUCUUUCAAACAAAAUUCCGUCAGUACUUAAACUGGAAUCACUUUCUGCUUUGAAUGUCUUGACUGAUGUAUUCCAGAAUUAUUCUCCCACUCUUCAAGAUAUUGCGUUAUAUUUCUUUCCAUCAGAUAACCAAGAGAGGUCCAGAAAGAGCUUAAACAGUCUAUUGAAGUUUAUGAAUGAUGAAAACUCAAUGCUGAGAAGUUUAAUCGAUGGAGUGGAGUUGUUGGUCUUUACAUCACAUCAGCUUAAUGAGCAUUCAAGGGGUACUAUUGCUGCUGUGCAUGAAGGAUAUUUUCUGUGGGGAGUUUUUCGCUCAAAAAAAUCUGACACUUCUAACGAAAGUCUCAGGAGUCCCUCUCAGGUUCCUUUGGAAGGAACACAUCUUCAGAGCUCCAGUUCUAUCAAGAUAGAAGAAAAGACCCCUACAAGCAAUUUGAAUUUGAAUGGUGGGGACAGAAAAAUUUCGUCUGAAAAUCUUAAAAAGAAAAUCAAAUCUGAGGUUUCUUGGGACCCAUCAUCGUGGAGCCCGGUAAGGAAGUAUCGUAAAAUGCAUGACAUACUUGAGAGGGUUCCACCGCCAGGCUUCGAAGCUCAUGGACAUGGUGCUGCGAAACCCUCAAAGAUUAAGAGACGAUACUUGUAUUAG